Messenger RNA from Vollenhovia emeryi, 618 nucleotides. RefSeq lists its product as uncharacterized. Lineage: Eukaryota; Metazoa; Arthropoda; Insecta; Hymenoptera; Formicidae. The transcript has a single exon. Bases 1 to 618 code for a protein of 205 amino acids. Gene Ontology annotation, biological process: DNA integration. Gene Ontology annotation, molecular function: nucleic acid binding. The record is from RefSeq and is a predicted model, not a curated record.
AUGUCCACAGCGAAUACGAUAUUAGUGUUAGAUGAAAUCUUUGCGACUUUUGGAUAUCCGAAAUACUUAGUAUCGGAUAAUGGAAGAACGUUUAUUGCUAAGGAGUUCAAAAACUUUUUAGAAAAGCGAGGUGUUAAAUUAAAAUUAACAGCACCUUACCACCCAGCGACAAAUGGACAAGCCGAAAGGUUUGUUCAAACGCUUAAAAAUUCACUAAAGCGCAUGUGUAGUACAGGAGUCAACGUAGAAACAAAACUACAAGAAAUGUUAAUACAGUACCGUACAAUGCCACAUUCAGUAACCGGGAAAUCGCCGGCAGAAUUGUUUCUAGGGAGGCAAAUUCGAAAUCGACUACAACUCAUUUUCCCAGAAAAACAUAAAGAGAAAGUUCCGUUCUCUGGUAGUUUUUUUAAAGAGGGGGAAAGAGUGAGCUGCAGAAAUUACAUAGGCAUGAAGAAAUGGAAAUUUGGUAGGAUUAGUAGUAGAUUAGGCGAGUGCAAUUUCGAAAUAAAGUUGGAUAACGGUCAAAUUUGGCGUAGACAUGUAGAUCAAAUGCGUAAGAUCGGUCAAAAUACCCCGGUAGUUGAAAGCAAAAUUAAAGAGCAUGUGUUGAGCUAG